AUUACAGAAAAGACAAGUCAGUGUGUGAAUUAGUUGAAUGGAUGAUCUUUUACAUCACUUUGGCUCUUCAUUUCCUUCGCGAGGCUUGGUAAAGAAGGAGCAUCCUGAAGUAGAGGUUGUUCUAUUUGUCGUGCUCAAAUUACAAGGAAGACUUGACAAAGGAUGGCCUUCAUUCAUCACAUAAUGGUCUCAUUGGCAAUCCUCGCCACAACCAGUUCUGACCCAAAUGCACAAUUUAGAAGGCCGUACAAUCCGUACUAUGGCCACGGUUAUGGUCAACAACAAGGCGGAUAUGAAGGCCCUGGACCCUAUAGGGGAUCACACCCAGCCCAACCCAGUCCAUAUGCAGGGCCCCAAACCUCGCUUCAUUCAGGUCAAUCUCAAUCCAUUGUUGCCCGAGUGGAUUUGAAACCAGCAGAUAAUAGCGGGGUUAAAGGAACCCUGUACUUGAAGCAAAAUGGCCCAGGGUCCGCUGUUCUUCUGACUGGUUACAUAAAAGGCCUUUAUGAAGGAGCCCAUGGCUUUCAUGUCCACAUGAACGGAGAGCUUACUAAUGACUGUAAGGAUGCCGGUGGCCAUUUCAACCCUUUCAUGAAGAACCAUGGAAAUCCGUUCAGCCUUGAUCGACAUGUUGGUGACUUAGGUAACAUCAAAACGUUUUCAAGAUAUCAUCCAACAGAAGUGUUCAUCUUGGACAAGAUAAUUACUCUCGAACCUGGACGUGAGAACUCAGUUCUUGGUCGAGCAAUUGUGGUGCAUGAAGACGUCGAUGAUCUAGGCGAAGGAGGAGACAACGAGAGCCUUAGAACUGGAAAUGCGGGCUCUCGAUUGGCCUGUGGGGUCAUCGCUCGCAUGAUCGACUACUAAAGUCAUCAAAGAAUUCCACUGAAAGAGUAUCUUGUUCUUGUCAAACUACCCAUGAUUCUAUUGAACUUCAUUUGAGAGAGAUUAUUCACAGCGUUCCCUGCAAUUUGACGUCAUUUGAACAUCAGGGUGUCCACAGUCAAACUCUAAAAAAAUGUUCAACUGCCUAGAUUUUCAAAUCCAAACACGUAUGUACUAAAACCUCCUGUGUUCGUCCAUCUUUGGUAAAUAAAAAAAAAAAGCGAGAAAUCAGAA
Tigriopus californicus is the source of this 1119-nucleotide messenger RNA. Its product is annotated as superoxide dismutase [Cu-Zn] 5-like. The transcript is spliced from 4 exons. Lineage: Eukaryota; Metazoa; Arthropoda; Copepoda; Harpacticoida; Harpacticidae. Gene Ontology annotation, biological process: removal of superoxide radicals. The record is from RefSeq and is a predicted model, not a curated record. The coding region runs from base 163 to 867 and encodes 234 amino acids. Gene Ontology annotation, molecular function: copper ion binding; superoxide dismutase activity.